Molecule: messenger RNA, 436 nt
Organism: Entrophospora sp. SA101
Lineage: Eukaryota; Fungi; Glomeromycota; Glomeromycetes; Entrophosporales; Entrophosporaceae
Source: the annotation of a GenBank genome assembly
AAAGAUUGAAAGCAGAUUGAAAUUUUCUAACAAUCAAUAUGAACAAAUUCGACAAAAUAGUUAUAAUAAUUAUAGUAGCAAAUAUUUUAAUCCAUAUGAAGGUUAUUAUAAUCAACAAUGUGAUACUGAAAUAACAAAUUAUUCCUUAAAUGAAGAGCUCGAAAACGACGAAAGUCAUGAAUACGAAGAUGAUGAAAACAUUAAAGAUUUAAUCAUUGAUGAAAAAAUUGAAUCUGAAAAUAGAGAAUAUUACAUAAAUAAAAUCAAAGAUCUAAUUGAAGAAAGCGAUCUAAAUGUUAAUUAUUCUAUGGAAAAAAUUAAUUCAGGUGAAUUCAGUGAAGUGUUUAAGGCAACUCAUAAAAUAACAAAUAAAGUUAUUGUUAUUAAAUCGAUUUCAAUAAGGGAUUCGAAAUUUCUAAAUAUUUUAUAUAAUGAA